AUGAAUCUUCAUCAGGUCCUCACAGGGGCAGUUAACCCUGGGGACAAUUGUUUCUCUGUAGGAAGCGUCAACAAUGUACCAUUCACGGCAUAUGCAUCUGGCUGUGACGUGGUCAUUUUGGGCAGUGACUUUGAAAGAGUGCAAAUCAUCCCGGGGGCCAAACAUGGAAAUAUUCAGGUGGGGUGUGUGGACUGCUCGCUGCAUGGAGGACAGAUUGCAGCUUCCUAUGGAAGCGUUGUAUGCAUCUUUGAGCCAGUUCAGCAUUCAGAUCAAAAAGACACAUCUAUGACAAAAUUGAACUGCCAAUGGCAGAAGAAUGUCCAGUUUGCUUUGCAGUCUAUGGUGCGCAACCUGGCAUGGCACCCCAAAGGGAGCAUGCUUUUAACGGGCUCCAGUUGCCUGCAGUUAUGGUCUCAUUUUGAUGGUGGAAAAGAUACUGCAGGAGGAAAGCAGCCAGAAAUACAAGAUUGCCAUUGUACUUGGAGUUGUAUUUGGCAAAGCAAAACCGCCUCUCCAGUAAGUUUAAUGAAGUUUUCUCCGGAUGGAGAAUUUUUUGCUACUGCUGGGCAGGAUGACUGCCUAAUUAAGGUGUGGUACAGCACUAGUAAGUGGAAAUCUGGAGGUUUCAGACUUUUCAGCCCUCCAGAAUCAAGUGUCAAAUUUAAGGGAGAGCUAACAUUUUCAUUUGUCUACCUGGCCCAUCCACGUUCUGUUAUUGGCUUCUCUUGGAGGAAGACCAGCAAGUACAUGCAACGGAGCUCAGUGUGUAAUGUCCUACUUACCAGCUGUAAGGACAGUGUUUGUCGGCUCUGGGCUGAGACGAUGUUGCCCGGGGACAGUCUCCUAUCGGGGCACCAUGGUAACCAGCACAGUGAUGCCCAGAGAUCUACCAGCUCUUCCAAAAUCUGCAAUGGAACACUACAGGAACCUUUUUAUCUCGACGUUCCACAAUGCCCGCUCACUGGCGGCCUGCCUCACAACCAAAGCCGGCACUACAACCACAAGAAGGGCAGCAACAACCUUCCCCAUGCCAAUGCGCUGUGUCACUUUCACAUCGCAGCCAGCAUCAACCCUGCCACAGACAUUCCACUUCUUCCCUCCAUAUCAUCCCUGAGUGCUGGGGAGGAUGAGGAGCCUGGAGGUCUUUUCACUGUUCAUUGGCUCAACAACAAAGAGCUUCACUUUACGUUAGCUAUGGAUGUCUUCCUGCAGCAAUUUUGUGGCAGCCUGGAGCAACACAAUGAAUGCUGUCAAGAAGAUCUUGAAAAUGAGGAUAACUUUGAAGAUGAAGAGGGCACCAGGCCAAGGGAGCCUCAAGGAUCUGAUGGCACAGCACCUCAGUUAGCAGCAAUGGAACACCAAGUAGAUGUGCUUUUAGAUGAGUGGAACAAAGGAGCAGACAUGCUGUUCAGCAUUCAUCCCAUGGAUGGCUCCCUAUUGGUCUGGAAUGUGGACUGGCUAGAUGAAUAUCAUCCUGGAAUGUUUAGACAAGCUCAGGUGUCAUUCGUGUCCCGUAUACCUGUGGCAUUUCCUGCAGGGGAUGCCAUCUCCCUCAGUCAGAGUGUCGUCAUGUAUGCUUGCAACAAGAAUGUGGAUUUGGCCAUCCAGCACGGCAGACAACGACCACCUGGGAACACACUGCACCAGACUAAAUCUGUGCUUAUUAGUUAUGGCCGUCAAGGGAAAGCAGCUCCAAGCAGCAGUCUUAGACUGAGCAUUUUCACUCCCAAUGUGCUUAUGAUUUCCAAGCAUGACGAUGGCUCCCUCAACCAAUGGGGUGUGAGUUUUGCGGAGGAUUCCGCAUUUUCCACAGUGUUAAGUGUUUCUCAUAAGUCAAGGUAUUGCGGUCAUCGCUUCCACCUUAAUGACCUUGCCUGCCACUCUGUGCUGCCUCUGCUUCUGACCACCUCACACCACAAUGCUUUGAGGACCCCCGAGGUGGACAGCAUCCUUGCCCCACCAGAAGUCUUCUCUGGUUCCCGCGGCUCACGGCCCAGCCGGUUGUCCCUGGGCGGCGUUUCCCAAGAUCCUAAUGCAAUCUACAGUGAGCUGAUUUUGUGGCGGGUCGACCCCGUGGGGCCACUGUCUCUGUCCGGCGGAGUGUCUGAAUUGGCUAGGAUCAAUUCUCUUCAUUCAUCAGCUUUUGCCAAUGUAGCCUGGCUACCCACACUCAUCCCCAGCAGCUGUUUAGGUGCAUACUGUAACUCCCCAAGCGCCUGCUUUGUCGCAAGUGACGGCCAUUCACUCAGGCUUUAUCAGGCGGUUAUUGAAGCCAAGAAACUCCUCAGCGAGCUCUCCAAUCCUGAGAUAUCCAAAUACGUUGGCGAAGUGUUCAACAUUGUCAGUCAGCAAUCAACUGCUAAACCAGGGUGUAUCAUUGAGCUGGAUGCUGUUACCGACUUUCAGGGAAAGGAGACGCAGCUCCUGCAUGUAUUUGAGGAGGAUCUAAUACUUGGCUGCGAUAGACCAGACAGCUCACAAGAAAUGACGGAUUCAUCUCCUUCUGCCUAUAACAAGCCCACCUUUACUGCAAGUUUUUUUCUUGUGGUUGUUGAAUUAACCCCUAGUGGUCGCUCCCUACUACAAAUGUGGCAUCUUCACCUUGCGGCAAAACCUGUCACCAUGGCAGAUGAGACUUUCUCCCCGCGAAACGCCCCCACAGCUGCUUCAACCAGCCGCUCAGAGUUUAACUUUGAUGCCUUCAGUUCGCCAAUAAUUCAGAAGAGUAAACCCUGCACCUCCAAUCUGCAGAGUGCGUGUCGGCUUGGUCUUGUCACACAGCGGCUCUACAACCAAGAAUUGCCUCUGCCAGUCGGAGUGGAGGCCAUCAGCGUUACACCUGCAGCAGGUCAUCUUAGUGCAUCGUGUUCCCUGCCAGCUGGCCGUGUGCCUUACCUCCUCGCUACUUCCUGUUCUGAUGGAAAGGUGCGUUUCUGGAGGUGUAAUGUCACAGCGUCUGAAACGUCUAGUAAUGACAAGUCUGUGUAUGAGUGGGAAGAGUGGCCUCUCUUCGUAGAAGAGAGGCUUCCCAGUUGCAGUGCUGUGAGUGUGCCAGGUCAUCCCGUUCAAGUCAGUUGCUGUCACACUGGACGGAUGGCGGUUGCCUACAGGCAGACAACACCUGACACACCUCCUAACUUGACACCUCAGCUAAACACUCAAAGGCUUUUGACUUUCCCUCCCGCCCUGGCUUCUUCACCUUAUUUGUACCAGGAGAACAUCAACCAUCAUGUCACGCCAACUGUGACUGUGCAGCACAGUGCAAAUGUGUCUUCUUCCCUAGCAAGUGCCAGAGAACAGUUGGUUUACAUCGGCAUUUUUCAGUGUGAAUCUACGGGAGGUUCACAGUGGAUUCUAGAGCAGACAAUCGUAUUGGAUAAAACUGAUCCAAUCAACACGCCAUCUCCAUGUGGAAACGCGGACUUGUCUUUGCCCAAUGAGCUUUGCCUUAGUUCUGCUCAUAAGAGCUUAGUUCACUUAGACUGGGUCUCCCAAGAAGAUGGGUCACAUGUUCUGACUGUUGGAAUAGGGACAAAAAUUUACAUGUAUGGUCGUCUGUCUGGCAAACCUCCUGAACUUUGCCUGACAUCUGAUGGCAGUCGAGACCAAAGCUUUUCGCGCCUGGUUAUGCUUCGAUCAGUUGACCUAGUCUCUUCUGUUGAAGGCUCGCCGCCCAUCCCAGUCUCCCUCUCCUGGGUGCGCGAUGGCAUCUUGGUAGUAGGUAUGGACUGUGAAAUGCAUGUCUACUCCCAAUGGCAGCCCCCACCACUGCUCAAAGCCAAUGCUGCCAUAGUUCAGGACACAGACAUCUGUAGUAGUGUGUCUUCCAUCGUCUCAGCGGUAAGACAAAGCCAAGAGGAUGGGCCAAAUCUUGGGCCUCCCACAUCCUUCCUGGCUCCUCCUAAAAAGGCCCUAACAAGGUCAAUGAUGAGCCUGGCUCAGAAGCUCAGUGGAAAGAGAACAGUCUAUGACCUUCCCUUGGAGAUGGAGGAUUCUGGACUCUUUGAAGCAGCUCAUCAGCUCUUUCCUACACUGCCUCAGUACCACCCAGUACAAUUGUUGGAGCUCAUGGAUCUCGGGAAAGUUCACCGUGCCAAAGCUAUCCUCUCCCACCUGGUGAAAUGCAUCGCUGGGGAAAUAGUGGCUCUUAAAGACAAUGCUGCUAACCCAGAGAAACGUGUGCGCUCUCGAACGAUCAGUGCGGGAGGAAGCACUGCCAGAGAAAGGAAGAUGUUUGGCAAAGAUGAGAAUUCAACGCCGGACUACACAGAAAUAAGCUCCAUUCCUCCUCUUCCCCUCUAUGCUCUCCUUGCAGCUGAUGAGGACACGCCUCCAAAACCUGAAAAAGUAGGUAGUGUGAGUGGUGACAGCGGCCAUGGAUCCAGUCACACGGAUGCUUACGAUGAGUUAUUUCACACACCAAGCAUUGCGGACUUGGAUCCUAUGGCUCAAGAUGAGCAAGAAGAACCUGGGAACAAGGUAAUUGACUUGUCCCAGUACAGCCCCACAUACUUUGGUCCAGAGCAUGCGCAAGUUCUUUCCAGUCAUCUCCUCCACUCCAGUUUACCAGGCUUAACUCGCAUGGAGCAGAUGUCACUCAUGGCACUCGCUGACACCAUUGCGACCACCAGUACAGAGUUGAAAGACAGCCAGGACCAGAGCAAAGGCGGCGAGACACUGGAUGACUGCGGCCUGAAGUUUUUACUUGCUGUCAGACUGCACACGUUCCUAUCUACCUCUCUGCCGCCAGCCCAUAGAGCACAGCUUCUGCGGCAAGGCCUCUCGACAUGUCAUUAUGCCUGGGCUUUCCAUUCUGAAGCCGAAGAGGAGCUGCUUCAUAUGCUGCCUGCCCUCCAUCAGGGAGAGCCCACCUGGCCUGAGCUACGCUCCAUGGGUGUGGGCUGGUGGCUUAGGAGCACCAACAAGCUUCGCAGAUGCAUUGAAAAGGUUGCCAAGGCCACUUUUCAGAGAAGUAAUGAUCCUUUGGAUGUAGCCAUAUUUUACCUGGCAAUGAAGAAGAAGGCCGUGGUGUGGGGACUGUACAGAUCACAGAAAAAUGCCAAGAUGACUGAAUUUUUCCGCAAUAACUUCAGUGAAGACCGAUGGAGGAAAGCAGCCUUGAAAAAUGCCUUCUCUCUGUUGGGAAAGCAGCGUUUUCAUCAUUCAGCAGCCUUCUUCCUUUUAGCCGGCUCGCUUAAGGAUGCAGUAGAGGUGUGUUUAGAAAAACUGCAGGACCUUCAGCUGGCCCUUGUGAUAUCCAGACUGUAUGAGUCAGAGUUUGAGACGGCAUCCACCUACAAAAAGAUCCUCCAGAGACAUGUGCUGGGACACGAUAAACAGAUACCAAUGCAUCAGGAUCCCUUCCUGCGAAGCAUGGCCCACUGGGUCCUGGAGAACUACAGCAAGGCCUUGGACACACUCUUAGUGCAGAAUACCAGUAACGCAAAGUCAGGGUCCACUGACACUGGUUCCGCGUCCUCAAGUAACGCUGAGGUUUUCAACUUCUACACCUAUCUCUGUACCCACCCACUCCUCCUACGUCGCCAUUUCGGCUCCUCUGACAAGGCCAAAGUCGCCCUGACAGCAGAGGGUCGUAGGGCUGACUCCAUUAGCCUGGAGGAGAGACGACUCUUCUUCACUGCCGCGUACGCUCACCUGCAAGCAGGAUGUCCAAUGCUUGCACUGGAAGUCCUUUCCAAGAUGCCCAAAGUCCGCAAAUGUUCCAUACUCAAUCAGGAGUCUGCCGAGGUCAGCGCUGGGAGUAAGAACGGGCCAUUAUCAGACCAGGAUUGGUCCGAGCCUGCUUUGAAUGGCUACGAGUCAGGCGGGGGAAGUUUGUCUAACAGCCGAUCGGAUUCAGUGUUGAGUUUUGACUGGAGCCAGCCAUCACUCACACAACCAGAUGAGCCUUUGGAGCUAAAGUGGGACAGUGAUAAAGAUGAGGAGGAGGAGGAAAGUAAAACUGUAAGAACUGCAGACAACAGCAGUGCGUUCAACGACACGCAGUACGACAUGUUGCCUCCAAUGGGGGCAGUGGCAACCGAGGAUACUGAAGACAACAGUGACUUCAUCGACCCUUCUGAAGAUGUCUUGGUCGCCCAGCUGAAGUUUACCGCCUGCUUGAAGAUUCUGACCAAUGAGCUGCGGACGCUUUCAACAGGGUACGAACUAGAUGGAGGAAAACUACGUUAUCAGCUGUACCAGUGGCUAGAAAAAGAGGUGGUGACGCUCCAGCACUGUUGCAGUUACAAGCCCUGUCUUCUAGAGGCGUCAACUCUUGAAGAUGCACCUAUCUCUCAGUUGAUGGGGGAUGACCUGGCCGCAAGCCCUUUCAGUGACAUGCAGAGAAGCAGGAGACACUGGCUGAAGAGUAACCAGCCCCUUCUGAGGAUGUUCCUGAGUUACUGUAGCUUGUAUGGCUCCCACGGUGGAGGACUGGCCUCUGUUCGCAUGGAGCUGAUUUUACUGCUUCAAGAAUCUCACCAGGAUAACUGUGGCCCAACAGCUGUGGCGACAUGUUCCCAGCACACCACAAUUCCUCUCUUGAUGGCUUGUACAGCCAAUGUUAAGACGGUGGUGGCCAAUCCUAUUGUUUACCUGACCAACCUCACGCAUGAUAUUCUGCAGACCAUGAACGCGCUCAACUCUCCUCCACAUCCAGAUGUUGUUAAUAACGAGAUAUACGUAAUGCACACCUUGGCUGCCUCCUUGUCUGCUUGUAUAUAUCAGUGUCUAUGUGACGGGCACUAUAGUCACGUGAACAACUUCACAGGAAUGGUGUAUCAGAGUGUUUUGCUCUAUGACAAGCAGCCAGCGAGAACCACCAGCAUGGAUGGCUCCAUUCAGCCAAACACUUCCCCUGCACAGUGGCCAGGUAUCACCUCAAUGAUCCGUCUGUUGAGUUCAGCGGGGGAUGAGAGUCAGCCGGGCUUAUCUGUGCUGCUCUGUGAGAUCCUGACAGCUGUUUACCUUAGCCUCUUUGUUCACGGCAUGGCCACUCAUUCAAGCAACGAGCUCUUUCGCAUCAUGGCCCACCCUCUCAGCAGCAAGCUCUGGGUGACUGUGUUCGGAGGAGGUGCGAGAACCCCUGUCAUUGAGAAAGCCAACAGUCCGGGAAAAACUCCACCGCCAGCUUCACCAGAAACUGACGCCUUUGAGAAGAAGCCCAGAAGGUUUCGACUGCUUUCACGCAGUGGCUCAAAGGAGGAAUCCGAAAAGGAGCCUCCUUCCAGUCCCAAGCCUGCACCUGUAGUGGACCAGGAAGCCACUUCCAUUUUCAAAGAGUUCUUCGUCCCACCAGAACUCAGCAUUUGGGAUUACUUUAUUGCAAAGCCCGUCCUACCACCGUCAGAAAACACAGUUCAGUAUGACUCAGAAGACAGCCAGAGCAGUGAUGAUGAAGAGGAGGGUGAAUAUGAUGAUCUAUUUGACCCCAACUCUCCUCAAAAAGAACAUACCAACUACAAUUCAUACAGUUGGUGUUUAAUGCGCUUGGCAAUGGUUCAGCUGGUACUAGUCAACCUGAAGUCUUUCUACCCGAUGGCAGGAUAUGAUCUAUUGGACCUGCCUGCGGGCUCCCCACUAUGUCACAGUGUUCUGAAGACACUGCAGCGCUGGGAGCAGGUGCUGCAGAAAAGACUAGAAAUCUUUGGAGGCCCCCCCUCCAAGUAUAUCUUCACACAAUCCCAGGAGGAAGCCAUCCCACCAGGCCCUGCCCUCCUCAGACACAAGGCACUCUUUGAACCAUCCAAUACCCCAUUCAGGACAAGCCAUCAUUCAGCGCUCCCUGUCAAGCGCCUUUGGCAGUUUUUGGUAAAGCAGGAUGAAGUGCAGGAGACGUUCAUCAAAAAUAUAUUCACCAAGAAACGUGAUGCCGCCGAGUUGGUUGAGGACCAGACUGAUAUGAAAUGUUCAGGGAUGGACGAGACAGGAAACCAUCAGACUGAGUCAGAUACGGGCUGCCCUGGAGGAAAGGCUCGCAUCAUUCACAAGGAGUCAGAUAUCAUCACGGCCUUUGCCAUCAACAAGGCUAAUCGUAAUUGCUUAGUCAUGGCCUCUACACAUGACAUUCAAGAGUUGGAUGUGUCAUCCAUCUUGGCCACACAGAUCUUGACGUGGAUCGAUGAUGAGGAGGUUGAAGCUAAAGGAGUGGGCACAGAGGACUUCCUGGUGGUCCAUGCACAUGAUGAUUUUGUCAGCCUGCACGGCACUACACCAUACACUCGCAGCAGCCCCGGCACACCCAUCAAUAUGCCGUGGCUUGGAGGCCAUCAGACAGGCCGGGGUGCUUCCGUGAUGAUCAAGAGAAAUAUCAACAAUGUAAGAAGAAUGACCUCUCAUCCCACGCUGCCAUACUACUUGACCGGAGCUCAAGACGGGAGCGUGAGGAUGUUCGAGUGGGGUCACUCCCAGCAGAUUAUUUGUUUCAGAAGUCCAGGCAAUUCCAGGGUGACCAGGAUUCGAUUCAACCAUCAAGGAAAUAAGUUUGGGAUUGUGGACGCUGACGGCGGUUUGAGUCUCUGGCAGACGAACACGACUGGGGCUGCUCCCAAACCCUAUCUGACUCUGCAGUGCCACAACAAGACGGCUCAUGAUUUUGUCUUUGUGGGCUCCUCCUCCCUCAUUGCCACUGCGGGUCUCUCCACGGACAAUCGGAACGUGUGUCUAUGGGACACUCUGGUGACCCCGAUUAACAGCCUUGUACAUGCCUUCUGCUGCCAUGAAUCUGGUGCAACAGUGCUGCUAAUGGCGCCCAGGCAGCAAUUGCUGGUCACAGGCGGGAGAAAGGGCUGGAUCAGCAUCCUGGAGCUUCCUCACAGACACCAGCGCCAGAGCUUCCAGGCCCACGAGUCGCCCAUCAAAGCCCUCGCUGUUGACCCAACCGAGGACUGCUUUAUCAGCGGUUCGGCCGAAGGCAGCCUCAAGGUGUGGAACCUGGCCACGCAGAGUCUGCUCUACUGCUUCCCCAACGAACACGCUCGCCAGUCUAUCUUCCGCAACCUGGGCACGGGCGUCAUGCAAGUGGAGGUGGGGCCGACCAAUCACAUCUACUCUUGCGGCGCCGACGGCACCAUGAAGAUGAGGAUCCUGCCCAACCGCUUCAGCGCCAACAACAGCCGACAGCCACGGCGACCUCAAGAACGACGUCAAGUUCAUCUCGUAGAAUAA
Molecule: messenger RNA, 9168 nt
Organism: Nerophis lumbriciformis (worm pipefish)
Lineage: Eukaryota; Metazoa; Chordata; Actinopteri; Syngnathiformes; Syngnathidae
Source: RefSeq, a predicted model, not a curated record